AAAUCUGUGUUUUUUAAAUCGGGACAAAGCGAUACAAAAGGUGACUGAGAGUUACAAAGCGUGCGCUCAGGUUAACCCGAGAAGGACCAUGAUUGGACAAGGAGUUCAUCCUAGGGGACACCGUCCCGACAUCCAUUGAGAAAUUGGUUUUACUAAAAUUAAACCAGGUACAUAUGGAUACAAGUAUCUCCUAGUGUUUGUAGACACCUUCUCAGGAUGGGUCGAAGCCUUCCCCACAAAGCACGAGACUACAAAAAUGGUCACCAAGAAGCUCCUCGAGGAAAUCUUUCCCAGGUAUGGCAUGCCUCAAGCGUUGGGGUCGGACAACGGGCCCGCUUUCGUCUCCCAAGUAAGUCAGUUGGUGGCCAAAUUGCUGGGGAUUGAUUGGAAAUUACAUUGUGCCUAUAGACCCCAGAGUUCAGGUCAGGUAAAACACAUGAAUAGAACAAUUAAGGAGACUUUAUCCAAACUUACGCUUGCAACUGGCUCAAAGGAUUGGGUGGCCCUCCUUCCCCUAGUUCUAUAUCGGGCCCGGAAUACCCCGGGCCCCCAUGGUCUAACUCCUUUUAAAAUAAUAUAUGAAACACCACCCCCAUUUGUCCAUUUCUUUGAUUCAAACAUUGCUGAUUUUGCUGACAGCCCUUCUCUGAGGGCCCAUUUACCGGCCCUACAGAUUGUGCAGAGAGACGUCUGGAGACCUUUGGCCGCUGCUUACCAGGACGAGCUUGAACAUCCGGUGGUGCCACACCCGUUCCAGAUUGGAGACACCGUGUGGGUGAACAGACACCAGACCAAGAAUCUCGAGCCACGGUGGAAAGGACCCUACACCGUCCUCCUGACUACCCCGACCGCCCUAAAGGUGUGAUUGGUCAGGAAUAGCCGCUGAGGCUUGCCACUGUGUGACAGCUCAUUUACAACGGAAGGUCCUAGCGUUUUGGAAAUGCCAGUACCAUAAAAUGACCACCAUGAACAGCAGCAGCACUGGAGUAGAGCCAACCAGAGGCAGAAGACAAGCUGUGUGUGUUGCAGAGGGUACUGCCAGAGAAGUGACCCAAGCACUUUGGAGGAGCCCAA
Rattus norvegicus (Norway rat) is the source of this 1074-nucleotide messenger RNA. The record is from RefSeq and is a predicted model, not a curated record. Lineage: Eukaryota; Metazoa; Chordata; Mammalia; Rodentia; Muridae.